AUGAGCCAGCGAUCCCACCGAAUCGCCAAAAUUUCUUUCUCAUUCCGACAGAGUUUUACUUCCACUACCAACUUCUUGAAGAGAAGGUUUUCUUCCUCGGACCUAAGCGGAGAUCUCGAUCCUGACUUCGCUCCUGGCGCGGCUGCUGGCAUACAGCAGCCCGUCUAUGGAGCAAACGCGGAACAGUAUGGGGUCGGCCCGACACAGGCCGCCCCAUCUGUCCCCAACACCCCGCUGGUCACUGGAGGCCAACCAUCUCAGCAAGAUCUAGUCAGCUUGCGAGGCUCAUCAGCUACCUCUGCCCCCGCUUCGCCUGCCCGAUCGGUCACUUCGUUUCUGUCUAGGGGCGUUUCACUCACGAGCUCUCUCAAAGGAACAGUGUACAACAAAGAUCGCCACCUGACACUGCUCGUCAUCGAUGAUCAGACGGUCGACUGGGCGCGCUAUUUCCGUGGACGUAAGGUUCACGGAGACUGGGAUAUACGCGUCGAGCAAGCUGAAUUCAAAGAGCUUCAAGUUUGUUCGUCAACGGAGCACGGAACCACUGUAUCAAUGGCUUCGCUGAGACAGGGCAACAAAGUUUCGAAAACUUUCCGCCCCGAUUUCCUGUUGGUCCGUCAGCAUGUACGGGACGCUCAUCAUGACUACAGACCCAUAUUGCUGGGUCUCAGAUACGGAGGUGUUCCCGCGAUCAAUUCGAUUCAUUCGCUCUACAACUUCCAGGAUAAACCAUGGGUGUUCGCACAGCUACUUAGCCUCCAGCGUCGCCUGGGCAAAGCUAACUUCCCCCUUAUGGAGCAGACGUUCUUCCCCAAUCAUCUCGACAUGUGCCUGAGUCUGCCCAAUUUCCCGUGCGUCGUCAAAAUCGCUCAUGCACACGGUGGGAUCGGGAAGAUCAAGGUAGAGAAUCAAUCCGAUUAUCAAGACGUCCAGAGCGUCGUCGCGGUUUCCCAUUCUUACUGCACCGUGGAGCCCUUCAUCGACACGAAAUACGACUUACAUAUUCAAAAGAUCGGCACCAACUACAAAGCCUUCAUGCGAAAGAGUAUCAGCGGUAAUUGGAAAGCCAACAUGGGCUCCGCCAUGUUAGAACAAGUGGUUCUCCACGACCGCUACAAGUCUUGGGUCGACGCUGUCGCUGAGCUUUACGGUGGGCUCGAUAUCUGCGCUGUCGAAGCGAUCCAAGGAAAAGACGGGAGAGAACACAUCACCGAGGCCAAUGACUCGUCUAUGCAGCUGCUUGGCGAGAGCCAAGAUGAAGAUCGUCGUCUCAUUUCCGAGCUUGUGGUGCAGAGAAUGCAUCAGUUCUGCCGUGUUCCAGGGACCACAUCUUAUCAAGGCGUUCCCGGAGUGCCUCCGCAAGUUCCCCCCGCAGCUCCGGCAACCGCUCCAAGCGCUACUGCGGUGGCUGCACCAGCACCCACUCCGACACCCACCUCGACACCUGGAGGAACACCUCUACCCCCUCGACCCGCCCCACCGGCACUACGCCGAGGCUCGUCCACUACUUCGGGGCCUCCACCCCCGACGCCUCCGCCACCUUCAGCGGCCGCUUUGCAAUCGGCUGGCUCCUCAAUCCCUCCUCCCAGGCCAGCGGCAGCGCCACAGGCCGUGUCAGUGCCCGCGACUCCGAGCGCUACGUCUGCGCAACCCGGAGAUACGAACCCGUUCAAUGCCGCAGCCGGUGCCGCAGAACAAGCAUCGGCUGCUGCGACGGCAGCGGCUUCCGCCUUGACUCGUGGGGCUGCAUCGCUCUUCCGGAGGGAGAGCCAGAGCGACAAAAGCGGCGCCCCCGAUGAUCCCGAAGAUACCAUGGGUAAUCUUAGGAAGACCUUCGCUGGCGUGUUCGGCGACAUGUAA
Galendromus occidentalis (western predatory mite) is the source of this 1860-nucleotide messenger RNA. RefSeq names its product synapsin (gene Syn). The coding region runs from base 1 to 1860 and encodes 619 amino acids. Gene Ontology annotation, cellular component: synaptic vesicle; synaptic vesicle membrane. The record is from RefSeq and is a predicted model, not a curated record. NCBI's taxonomy places the organism in Eukaryota, Metazoa, Arthropoda, Arachnida, Mesostigmata, Phytoseiidae. Gene Ontology annotation, molecular function: ATP binding; metal ion binding. The transcript has 15 exons. Gene Ontology annotation, biological process: neurotransmitter secretion.